UGUGUGUGUGAGGAAUCCCUCCCCCAGCCCCCAACCAGCCUGCAACAUGAGGUCAGCGAGCUAGCGGAGAAGAGAGGAGAGAGCGAGGAGGAUAGAAGAGGGAGCCACGGAGGAGAGGAGCAGGAGGGAGAAUGUACCGAGAGAAGAUCUGAGGAGGAGGAAUAUGCAGAGCGGAGGAAGCGCAGCCCAUCGAUGGCAGCCAUGCUGAGUCCAAAGAUCAGGCAGACCAGGAGAGCCAGGUCCAAGAGCAUGGUGAUGGGAGAGCCAUCACGUGGCUCAUGUCGGCCCACCUCACCGAGUCUCCAAGAGGGAGUGCUAAAGGCCGGCUGGCUGAAGAAGCAGAGGAGCAUCAUGAAGAACUGGCAGCUGCGCUGGUUUGUGCUGCGUGCUGACCACCUCUACUUCUACAAGGAUGAAGAGGAGACCAAACCACAGGGCUGCAUCUCACUGAAGGGCAGCCAAGUGAAUGAACUGACAGCCAACCCAGAAGAACCCGGCAGACACCUUUUUGAGAUCGUGCCAGCUGGUGAGAAAGACAAGGCUGCGAUGAGCCAUGAGUCCUUUCUACUCAUGGCCAACUCCCAGAGUGACAUGGACGACUGGGUGAAGGCCAUCAGACGGGUCAUAUGGGCUCCGUUUGGAGGAGGCAUAUUUGGCCAGCGUUUGGAGGACACUGUACAAUAUGAAAGGAAGUUUGGUCCUCGUCUCGCCCCUCUCUUAGUGGAGCAGUGUGUGGAUUUCAUCAGGGAACAGGGUCUUGAUGAAGAAGGCUUGUUCCGGAUGCCAGGACAAGCCAACCUCGUGAAGGAGCUUCAGGAGGCCUUUGACUGUGGAGAUAAACCUCAGUUUGACAGUAACACUGAUGUCCACACUGUGGCUUCCCUGCUGAAGCUGUAUCUCAGGGAGCUUCCCGAGCCUGUCGUUCCCUUCUGCAAGUAUGAGGACUUUCUCACUUGUGCUCAGCUCCUGGCCAAAGAUGAGGAGGAGGGAAUACAAGAAUUAGGGAAGCUAGUGACGACCCUUCCAGCUGCCAAUUACAACCUUUUGAAAUAUAUAUGCAAAUUUCUGGAUGAGGUGCAGUCUCACUCACAUGAAAACAAAAUGGGUGUGCAGAACCUGGCCACCGUGUUUGGACCAAAUAUCCUCCGCCCCAAAAUGGAGGAUCCAGUAGCUAUUAUGGAAGGCACUUCCCUUGUUCAGCAUCUCAUGACGCUGCUCAUCAGCAAACACGAGCACCUGUACACUGAAAAAGACUCAGAAACAUCACAGAACCAGACGGAGCUCAAGGACCAAAGCCAGCAACUUCAGCAGUCCAACCUGGUGGACUGGAUCUCUGAAGAGGAUCUCCACACCUGCCCGUCUGCGGACGCCGCUUUAGCCUCCAAGCCCUCGCCUCAGGGAAAGGGAGAGACAGCCGUUAGCCCUAGUAAGCAGGCCAAGACCCUUCCAGGAUGGAAGUACACCUUCAAAGGCUCCUCGGCCAAAGGAGCCUCCGCGGCGGACAGUGGGAACUGGUUAAUGAAUGGUCUGUCCUCGCUGAGGGGACACCGCCGAACCUCGUCCGGCGAACGCUCCAGGGACUCGGGCUCCUCUCAGAGACUGUCUACUUACGACAACGUCACAUCUUCAUCGAGUCUGGGCAGCGUGCUGAGUAUGGACAGCACGCCGUGGUCCACCUCAUCUUGUGAGAUCUCCGUCCCAGACUCUGGAGGUGAGCCGCUGGGGACAGAAGACGGGCCGAGCGCUCCGGAGGAACGGAGCGAGGAGGAAGCCAAGCCCGGCGAACACGAGGAGGCCGCUGAGGAGAAGCGCGCAAGCGGUUUGUUUUGCGGUGACAAUGAGAACGUCACACCGGUCAUUAGAAUCGUGGACGAAGACGGAGAUGCAGAGGAAAGCCCUUCGUCUCUGGUCAGCGUCGUGGAAGAAUUGAAAGAAGAGCUGAGGAAGCAGAAACAGACGUACGAAUCUAGAAUUAAAAAGCUGGAAGAGUCGAGUUCAGCGGUGUGUGCGCAGAUGGAGAGACUUGAGCAAGAGAUGGAACAGGAGAGAAAAAGAAAACGAAUGCUUGAGAUCAAACUGAGAAACUCUGAACGGGCUCGUGAGGACGCAGAAAACCGCAAUCGCCUCCUUGAGAAGGAAAUGGAAGACUUCUUCUCCACGCUGGGGGAUCUGGCUCUUGGAAGCCGUACCAGUGACAUUUAAUGCAAAAAUAAACACACCCAAAGUCAUGAGGACCAGAGCACUCAGGCGUCUCCAUAAAUCAUGUGGACAAUUUUAUGUCUGCAAAAUUUUUGUGUUCAUCAAAUUAGACCUAAAAUUCAACUUGUUAAAGGCCUUCCACUAUCACACUAAUUCUACUGGUUACUUUUCCAAGGAGAAUGUUCCCAUCGUUUCAGCAGUGUAGCAUUUACUAAAGCCAUUUUAAAGUGAUUUCUUUCUGGAAGUUGCAGGUGACACAGAAACGUCUGAAUCCGGUCCUGAAAUCAGUUCAAAUGAUAUCAUGCGUCAUUGGCUUUGGCACAUAAAUGAGCUGAAAAUUUACUCCAAGGUCAUCCAGUUUGUUUCUUCAUCAGGUUUGUAGAAAUGUGUCUCUGCAUCAGUGUCUCAGCAAUGGAUGCUCUGCAGUGAAUGGGUGCCGUCAGAAUGAGAGUCCAAACAGCUGAUAAAAACAUCACAAUAAUCCACACCACUCCAGUCCAUCAGUUAACGUCUGGAGAAGACAAAAGCUGAAACUAUUCCAUCAUUAAGAUCACUUCAUGGUCCAAACAUGAGUCCAUAAUCCAUAAUAACGCUUCCUCCGGUGGAAAGUCCAUCUCCUGUCGUCUAUCACACCAAAAUCCAGCCACAUAUUUGUUUAGAUCUGUUUUGGCUUGUAAACGGAUGCGGAUUGCAGAUUUUUCUCCUGAUUCAGACAAAACAACUUUUUCACUGGAGGAAGCGUUAUUAUGGACUCGUAUUUUAGCCAGAAGCAGCGGUUUGAAGUUAAAAAUGUCUUAAUGAUGGAUUUGUUUCUUACAAACACGCAUCUUUUCGCUUCAUGACGAUUACUUGUAGAUCAUUGUGAUGUUUUUAUCAGCUGUUUGGACUCUCAUUCUGACGGCACCCAUUCACUGCAGAGCAUCCAUUGCUGAGACACUGAUGCAAUGCUACAUUUCUCCAAAUCUGAUGAAGAAACAAACUCAUCUACAUCUUGGAUGGCCUGAGUGCGAGUACAUUUUUAGCAAAUUUAAUUUUUGGCUCAACUAUACCUUUAAGCAGGCCACUGCUUCACAAAAAAUUUUAAUGCACGCAUUUUUGACUAAAAUAGCUCCAAAUCUUGGCAAUGAAACCGUUUUGUUGAAUAUUCGGUGGUAUUUCAAUAUUGUCAAAGUGACCGUCAGUGCCACUUUCAUUAAAAAAAAAAAAAAAAAUUGAAAUGUGACUUUUGUCAAUUGAUCUAAUUUUAUAUUUAUUUUACACUGUUUAGGUGUAUAGAAAGGCUAGAGAUGCUCUGUGGAUGUGAGUGGUCAAAUACUGUCAUAGAUUUUGUAGACUCAGCUCAUUUUCUGAACUGUUUUCCAACUGCAUAGUAGACCAUUUUAUAUAUUAGCAUGAUGGCCGUAGCCUAAUGGUUAAUUUUCCAGGCUGCUAAUAUGAAUGUUUCAGGUUCAAUCUCAAGAAGAAGAGACCUAGAAACUGGACAUCACCACUGUGCCCUCAAGCAAAGUGCUUUUUGCUGCUCAACACGUUUCAAUUAUCAAUCAAUGUGGAUAUUAUUUGGAUUUUACUAGAACAACAGCUUUUACAAAGGACUUUAAUGCAUAUUUAGAGUAUGUGAAGAUGUUAUACAUCAUGAUUAGACUAUUAUACUGCGGUCAUACAUGACGAUUAGACUGUGUGCUGUGCUGAAAUGUUAACAAGUGUUACUGUGGUGGUAUAUAAAAGGACUAAAUUAAAGGAACUGAAAAGAAUGCACUCCACGAUGGUCUGUCAUUAAGCAAAACCGAGUCAUUCAUUCAACUGAUUCGUUCAAACAAGGAAGUUAUCUUAAUUUUGCAAGACGGAAGCAAGCUAGCUGUAAAAACACAAACCAAUGCGUUUCUAAUAUAUCGAGCUGCAAAACAAGCCGUUUUGUAGAGCU
Molecule: messenger RNA, 4120 nt
Organism: Onychostoma macrolepis
Lineage: Eukaryota; Metazoa; Chordata; Actinopteri; Cypriniformes; Cyprinidae
Gene: arhgap22b
Product: rho GTPase-activating protein 22
Exons: 10
Coding region: 193-2202 (669 amino acids)
Biological process (GO): activation of GTPase activity; signal transduction
Cellular component (GO): focal adhesion
Molecular function (GO): GTPase activator activity
Source: RefSeq, a predicted model, not a curated record